Molecule: messenger RNA, 2672 nt
Organism: Alligator sinensis (Chinese alligator)
Lineage: Eukaryota; Metazoa; Chordata; Crocodylia; Alligatoridae
Gene: EMC7
Product: ER membrane protein complex subunit 7
Cellular component (GO): EMC complex
Source: RefSeq, a predicted model, not a curated record
ACACAGGGCGCUGCGAUGGCGGCCUGGCCGGGCGGGUUCUCCUCACCGCUGCUCGUGCUGCUGGCGGUGUCGCUGCCUGGCAUCAAGCCGCAGGACUGGAUCGCGGCCGCCCGCGUCCUGGUAGACGGCGAGGAACACGUCGGCUUCCUCAAGACAGAUGGAAGUUUUGUGGUUCAUGAUAUACCUUCUGGAUCUUAUGUAGUCGAGGUAAUAUCCCCAGCUUAUAAAUUUGAACCAGUUCGAGUAGACAUCACUUCAAAAGGCAAAAUGAGAGCAAGAUAUGUAAAUUACAUCAAAACCUCUGAAGUUGUCCGGCUGCCAUAUCCACUUCAGAUGAAAUCUUCUGGCCCCCCUUCUUACUUCAUAAAGAGAGAGUCUUGGGGAUGGACAGACUUCCUAAUGAACCCUAUGGUGAUGAUGAUGGUUCUUCCAUUACUGAUAUUUGUAUUAUUGCCUAAAGUUGUGAACACCAGUGAUCCUGAUAUGAGGCGGGAAAUGGAGCAGUCAAUGAAUAUGCUGAAUUCCAAUCAUGAACUGCCUGAUGUUUCUGAAUUCAUGACGAGACUUUUCUCUUCAAAAUCUUCUGGCAAGUCUGGCAGUGGUGGUAGUAAAGCAGGAAAAAGUGGUCCUGGAAAAAGGAGGUAGUUGUUUCUUCCUCCUUGGCCUGAAUUUGCACAAUUGUUUGUUACAUGGUAUCAUCUGUAUGUCUUGCAAAGUUAAAAAGCCACUAUUGUAAACCUUAUCUGACAUGAAAAAAAUGACCUGCUACUACUGUUGUAUGUGGUGUAGCUUUUUUAGUGUAUUUAAGCUGUUUUGUACUAGGCAGCAAGCAAAAGAGGACCUGGCUUCAAUACUCUUAUCUGUGUAAAGUCAUUAUUAAUGAUACUGAAUUAACUACCUUGCUCUGUAGAGAAUGACAUUAAAGUAAUUAAAUUGUAUAAAGUACUAUACAUUACUGAAUAAGUCUUAAUCCCAAGAUUGAUUCAGUAUGUGUAAAAAGUGGUUGCAAAGAACCUAGAGGCCACUUUUAAAAAUGGACUUAAUACUAUUUUAUAAUCUGUUCACUUCUGAAAUGUAUAAAACUACCCUUAAGCUCUGUCAGGUUAAUUCUGGAUCCCCAAUAUUCAUACAAUAAGGAACAUAGUUCAGGUCCUUCCAUUUAUAUUGAAUGCAUUUUUUCCCCUGAAAUAUAGUUGGGUCUUGCUGAUUUUCUUACUAGGUGUGGUAUUAGUCUGGCCAGUUAUCAGACUUGAAGCCAAGUACAAAACUUUAAAAGCCAAUUUUGUUACUGUAUUUUCAGUUUUACUCCCAUGUUUAUACUGUUCCCAUCAAACAGUAUACUAGAAUAUGAUUACAUUAUAAGGUUUCUUGGGCUAUACACGGUCACUUGGGAAAAAUUAGUUUUUUAUUGUGACAUAAUAGGCUGUGCUAUAGUAAUUCAUUCAUUUAUUCUGAAUGAAGGGACUCUUUUCAAGCUACUCUGUUACGUUCAGGUGGUGUAUACAUUUGACAAUUCUCCACGUAAUGAACACUUGUAUGGUUAAAAUUUAAGGAACUCCUGUUUUACCUCCUUAGUGCCUCUGUCUUUCAUUUUUGAGCUCUGUCACAAAUAAUUAUUUUGGGCUAAACCAAACAUUUACUGUGAUAUAAAUCCUGUCCUGAACAUUUUUAUUUAUUGAAAGAGCCCAACAUGUUAGUUAUUCUUAAAAUACCUAUUUCAGUUGGUUAUUCUUUUUGCAAUUCAGCUUUUCUCAUUGUUCACUGAUGUCAUAAGUAGGAGCACCCAUGCAUAGGGGAAGGUGUAUCUGAUAUCAAAACAAUAUUUAAAGUUUGGCCACUAAAAGCAAAGCAAAGUCAAUCCUGAUGCUCAUUUGCCAGUUUUAAUAGGCAUUUUCCAAACUGCAAGCUCAACAAAUGUUUAUGAAGAUGGAUUUAUCCAGUCUCUCAAGUUUUAACAUUGCAGCAUGAUGAAAUGUAUGUUGAUGGAUGCUUUAACUUAGUAAAAACAUGGUUUAAAGUACUUAGCUGAAAAUUGCUGAUUUCAACUGUGCUUGGAAUAACAGAGCUGAUUAAACAUUCAGUUCACUUUUCCAUCUGUCCACUCACCCAUUAAAGGUUAGAUUUUAAUAAACAUUAAACUUAAGCAGCCAGUAGGCAGCAGGAGGGGAAAAUAUCAAUUAUCUUAUGGUACAUAUUUAUAGCUGUGAAACAUAAAGGCUAGAAAAAAUAAAUACUUGUUCACAUGAUCAAGUUAACACUUAAGCUGUGGGAGGGAAAUAAACAGCUGUCUCUUUCAGCUGAGCAUAAAGAGUUUACAGUCUUUCAAAAGGAAAUUGUGGGUAGUAUAUUUAUUUUACAUAAGAAAAAGCUCUUUGCGAUAAGUAUUCCAAUAUUGUCUGGUAACAGAAGGUUGCUGAAAUAAGGCCUUAGCUGUUCCCUGGAUUCAUAUUGCUUCCAUAAAAAUUGAGCUGUAAUAUGCUAAACCACCUGCCACAACAGCACUUUAAUAAAGGACUUGUAAAAAUACAUGGAAUUUGCUCUUGCAGUGGGUGAAGCUCUGGACAUAGAAAUCAGGGUUCUAGCUGUGGGAUUCCCAAUAUGCCCCUAGAUACAAAAGCCAUGGUUGGAGGAACUGAGGAUUUCUCUCACUGAAUAAAUGGUAUGAUGGUUAA